Molecule: messenger RNA, 1908 nt
Organism: Cyphellophora attinorum
Lineage: Eukaryota; Fungi; Ascomycota; Eurotiomycetes; Chaetothyriales; Cyphellophoraceae
Exons: 4
Coding region: 1-1908 (635 amino acids)
Source: RefSeq, a predicted model, not a curated record
AUGCAGCUCUUGCAGGAAGGCCUCAAGGCCGUGCUCGCUGGAGACCCCUUUAUCGCCCAGGAUACCAUUCAACAAGGUCGACAAACAGAGGUCGAGCACGAACAACGCGCAAAGGUCAACACCGAAGACCAAUGGCAGCUUCGGGCGUCGAGGAGAGCCCCUGGUGGCAAGGGGACUUUCCAAACAAUGUGCCUCAAGCAAAAGUCACAGCGAAGUACGAAGCCUAGACUUAGCGACUGCGUCUCCCUGGCGCCCUUAAUCGAAGACACGUCAUUGAGUCUUGCGGCGAGGUGGCACUGGACAAUGAAUCCCAUGGACGCAAGCAUGUGUCCAUUCUCCGUUGAGGUCCAUGGACACGUUUGCCAGGCAAUAGACGCAGCCGCGAUCUAUGCUCUGGACAGCAUUGAGUCGUACAGGAGAAAUCAGAACCAUGGACGAUACACCACGCCUAAAUCUGCUUCUGUUGCCUUGACAGCACUUCGCGACGCAUUGGAUGCGGACGACCGCUUGGCAAAUACCACUCAUGUCGUGGCCGUGGGGCUAAUUCUGGCUGCCGAGUGCUGGCGAGAGAUUACGUCGAUAACCAACUCCAUACACGUCUUUGCUGUUGUACAGAUGCUCGAGCUACGGAUAGAGGCAGGCUACUUUGGCGACACGGAUCGGCAACUCAUUCGCUCGAUAGCAAUGUCUGCCAUGAUCGAGGCGGUACUUGCAGGAUGUGACUGUAUAUUGGGAGACAAACUCCUACUACACACGCCUUCGAACCUCUGGUCCGUUCCCAAGACCGACCGUUGCUUGGCUGCCGUGGAUCUCGUCAACACUAGAAUUCUGCUCAUCCCAAGGGCUAUCAGAUUACUCCGUGAAUACAGCCAAACGUCGGACCCGGCAAUCUACGAAGAAGUCGUCAAAGCUCUGUCGGCAGUCAACGAUCUUCCAGACGCUCCUUUAAUUAUGUCAAUGAUUGCAAGCAGCUCAUGCGUGGUCUCAGACACAGCGUACCCGUCAUCGGCACCACGGUAUCCACUAUCGCAAGCAUUCGCCUUCGAUUCUACUACAGUCCUGCAAUUGGCCGUCCAGUUCUACAUGUAUAAGGCGCUACGAUCAAACCUGGCGUUGAGGUGUCUGGACUUAGGCAUAAUAAUACCAAGUCCGACAGCAGCUUUUGGUCCGAAUGCAAUGACCCUACAGCACGAGAGUGCUACGGCGGCCGAGAACCUUGUUCGAUGCGUUCCAUACUCUGUGUCAUUAGACACAGCCAUUCCUCUGGGCGCAAUCAGGAUGCUCAAGGCUAUGAUGGUGUCUUGGACCUGCUGGGAUCUCCAGCUAGACCAGACGCCGUACAGAUCGUCAGCCAGCCAACACACUCGCAAUCACUCCGGAUCCUCGAACAGCUCGCGACACUCCUCAAGACAGCCAUCGCGCGCUUCAAGUUUAGAUCCCGAGCUACCUAUUCCCGUUGGACCUCUGGACCAGCCCGGACGAAAAGCUCCGGUCGACAUGUUUGUCUGGCCACCACUACGAGCCAUGUUCGAGUCACGAGUCUCGUCACCCACACCUCCAUCUACACCGCCUCAGAUGACUCUGCCCAUCCGACCUACGAGCAAUGACAAGGCGACUCACGCAGUGCGAAUGCGGACUUACUGCGAAGAGAUGUCCAACUAUGGUCUGGCACGAUGGGGCGGCAACAUAUUGACGCCAUCAAACUUCGCACGAAUGAGGCGAGUACUGAUGGGUGUCGAUGAGGCUCCACGGCGCCAGGAAUCGCCCGGAGCAAAGGCGUCUCAAGUCGGUCAGCAGGCUGGUAUGGUCUAUCCACGACACUAUACCCCGAGGGCUCAUUAUACGGAGGAAGCCAUCAUGGACGAGGUGAUGCUGCAACCCAUUCCACCGAUGUUGGCUGUUGCCUGA